AUGCUCUCACGUGUUGCUGCAGUGAAGGCACCCCGCACACACAACCGUUGCCGCGUGACCGGAUCCAGCGGGAGGAGGAGGGAAGGAAGAGAGAGUGAGCCGCAGAGGCCCCACAUGUCCCGGCAUCUCUUCUACUCUGCGGUGCUGCUCGUCCUCGUUGUGAUGAUGUUCUGCUGCGGCAGUGGCGCUGCAUCCAAUGAGAAGACGCUGACAGAUUCGGAACUUCCAAAGAGGAAAUUGUUUGUUUGGAGAGACACGACAGAUGAGGUAACGGUGGAUUCGCUCCGUGUUCCCAGUCUUUUGAAAGUGAAUGGUGAUGUGUUUGCCGUUGCCGAGGCGCUGUUCACGAGGGGGGUAGAAGGCAGUUUUGCUGGGAUUGCCUCGGAGCUCCUGACGUUGACCGAUAAACAAACAAGCAAGGAGCUGGAUAAAACUAAACUCAAGACACAAGUACUGGGGAAAUGUUCUUCUGGAAAAGAGGAAUGCCCCACCCAAGCAGUGGAUCAGGCUGGCACCAAAAGCGGAGCGCAAGCACUUGUGAGUAAACCAACAACAGUUGUGCAUGGAAGUGAUAUUUACAUGCUGGCUGGAACCUACAACCUUGAUGGUGUCGCUGCUGCUGGGGAGGAUAUAACAUAUGAAUGGGGGCUUUUGUUGGCGAGAGGGAACGUCAGUGUUGUUGAUGGCCGUAACAAAAGAAUUUAUUGGACUGAUGUUGACGCUCUCCCGAUCACUUCUAAUACUGAACAAUAUGGAUAUGUGACAGAACUGCUUGGGAGCGGUGGAUCGGGUGUUAAGAUGGAGGACGGUACGCUUGUGUUCCCUAUGGAAGGCGAGGUGUAUAGAACGGUGGAGGCGGAUGAAGAAAAUACAGCUGGGGGGGGAUACACUGUCUCACUGUUCAUAUACUUCCCGGAUAAUAAGAGUUGGAAGCUGUCGAAGGGGAUGUCUGCCGAUGGCUGCGGUGUUCCCUCCGUCGUGAAGUGGGAGAAGGACAAACUCAUGAUGAUGACUGCGUGUGAUGGUGGCCGCAGGGUGUACGAGUCCGGUGACAAGGGGGAUUCGUGGACGGAGGCGCUCGGGACACUCUCGCGCGUGUGGGGCAACGACGAGGGAAAUGUGUGGAGCGUUAGGAGCGGGUUCACCACAGCAAAGAUUGGCGAUAACAGGGAUGUGAUGCUCGUCAUUCUGCCGGUGUAUUCGAGUAAGGACGGCAAUGGAAAGGGUGAACUCCAUCUUUGGCUGACAGACAAUACGCACAUUGUUGAUAUUGGGCCGGUAUCCGAGGAAGAUGAUGACGUCACCACAAGCUUCUUGUUGUACAAAAGUGCUGGAAGUGGAGAUGGUGAUAAUGAGGGGGAGAAGUUGAUUGCACUGUACGAGAAGAAGAAGAAAGUUAAUCACGAACUAUCUUACGGUAUGGUUACUGUGUGUCUGACUGCGCAGCUGCAGCGGGUGAAGGAGGUGCUGACGACGUGGAAGAAAGUGGACGAACGUGUCUCCCAGCUGUGCACCACUUUACUUGCUGAGAAGGUUGCCUUGACUGAAAUCGCCUGCACUACUGGUAAGAUCACGGAUGGGUUGGUUGGAUUUUUGUCCGGCAACUUCUCUGAGAACACAUGGAGGGACGAGUACCUCGGGGUGAACGCCACAGUAAAGGGGAAUGAUGGGGCAACAAAGACUUCCGAUGGUGUGACGUUCCAGGGAGCGUGGGCGGAGUGGCCCGUUGGCAGUCAAGGGGAGAAUCAGCUGUACCACUUUGCGAACUACAACUUCACUCUUGUGGCGACGGUGUCUGUUGACGGUGAGCCGACGGAAUAUACCCCCAUUCCAUUGUUGGGUGCGAAGGUGGCUGGCGUUGAAAAUAAUCCUGUGCUCCUGGGACUGUCGUACAACGGCGGAGGGAAGUGGCAGUUGCUGUGCGGUGACGAAACGAACAAGGAAAUAAGCAGCACAUGGAAGCGAGGGACAAAACACCAAGUGGCCAUUGUGCUACGGAACGGCACCCAUGGCUCCGCGUACGUCGAUGGUGUGCGUGUGGGUGAGGAUGCGCAAUGUGAAUUGGAAAAUACGGAUUCGGAAGGGAUCUCGCACUUCUACAUUGGAGGGGAUGGUGGCAUUGCAGACAACACAGAAAGCCGAGAAGGCGUGUUUGUGACGGUAACGAACGUCUUGCUGUACAACCGCCUGUUGACUUUUUCAGGUGGGAAUGCCGAGGUGGAAGAAGUUACCGAUUCACCAUCAGCGGAGCCUGCUUCUCCAUUUGUGGCAAGGAAUCAAAAUGCGGCGCCUCCUGCAACGAUACCUCCUGAAGCUCCGGUGGAGCAAACGACCUUGCAGCAGCCUCAACAAGGACGUGAAACACAAAAAAAUACGAUGGUGGUGGAAUCUGCCAACACACACCACGCGCCGGCGAAUACAUCGCAGGGAAGUGUAUGGAAGGCGGCGGCUUCGAACUCCCAUGCCGUUGGAGAAGCAACAGUUGAUGGCGGCACCAUGCGUGGGAGCAAACUGCUGCCAUCGCUGCUGCUUCUGUUGGGACUGUGGGGGUUUGCGGCUCUGUGA
Molecule: messenger RNA, 2565 nt
Organism: Trypanosoma cruzi
Lineage: Eukaryota; Euglenozoa; Kinetoplastea; Trypanosomatida; Trypanosomatidae
Product: trans-sialidase, putative
Exons: 1
Coding region: 1-2565 (854 amino acids)
Molecular function (GO): exo-alpha-sialidase activity
Source: RefSeq, a predicted model, not a curated record